This is a messenger RNA of Aplysia californica (California sea hare), 1358 nucleotides long. RefSeq lists its product as uncharacterized. NCBI's taxonomy places the organism in Eukaryota, Metazoa, Mollusca, Gastropoda, Aplysiida, Aplysiidae. The record is from RefSeq and is a predicted model, not a curated record.
GUUGGCUUCUUAUUCCUGAAGUGUGCACUGUUCUGGGUUUUACUGAUUGAUUUCUGGUAUUUUUGUUCUGGAAAGGCCCAUCAAUCACGUUUCCAGUUGCUGGAGCUUUCAGAUCGUGCCGCGGGUGUCGAAACGUGAAGUCCCUGAGCAUAGAAGUAGAAUAGUGAUAAUAUGUUCUAAAGGAAAAAGAACAUUAUCUGUAAAACCAUCCCAAAGAGCAAAAUGAUUGUGCUCUUUAAAAUCGGUUCUUUCAAGUAAUUGUUUCUAAUUCAACCAGCUGUGGCAGAUAAGAAAGAUUUUAUGAAUGUUUUUCCCCUCUCAUUCUGUGACUAAUUCCUUGUGUUCUAAUAAUAAGUUGGCCUGACUCAAAACAAGAUGUUCUUUGUUCAAGUUUUUCCACAAGACGAACUAUACAUGUAAAGAAAAAGUGCCCUUGGCACGGACCAUUUUCACAAAAAUGACGCUCCGUGGGCAGAAGAAAUCUCGGCAAUCUUCAAGUCUUCCCUCCUGGAAGAAAGGAAUCGCAGGAGGAGGCUAAUCCUCCCUGGGUAUCGCCUUGCCUUGGCUCGUACCCCAGCACCCGCCCCAUGUGCCAUCCUAGGAAUAUUUGUGCAGUGGAAAAAAAUCAAUGGUCUUUCGCCUCGCCGUGAGGGUUGGUUGAGUAGUGGAAUCGCUGAAACCUGUGGAUUGAUCAACUGUCUCGUUAUUAGAAGGCCGCGCCAUUCGUAGCAGACCGCAGGGCUGACCGGGGUCCUGCUUUGUUGCUAGUUGGCAUAGCGCAUCAGAUGUUACUUUCGCUUUGCCUGUUGUUGAAGAAAUCUCAGACCUCGUCUGUCUAGGAGAAUCGAGGUUAUCACAAAAGAGACAGGCUAAUGCUCUCUGUCUCUUUCUCUUUACUUCCGGAAUACCGACUCCGUUUCAGUUCGCCAAUUAUUGUGUGUUUGAUCAUCUAGGUGUACCACCCUUUCGCUGGUUGGGGCUACUCACAGCUCCUUCCUGCGCCUCGCACAAAUCUCUGAAGGAGGAUCUUUGAAAGAAUCUCCAACAAGUACAUGUCAUGGGCUCACACCUCUCGUGCACUGCCUCCGGGGAGCGGCGCCAUCGAGGACCAGCCUUGGAGUAUUGCGUCAUCGUGAGCCCCAGUCAGGACACGGCGGAUGCCUCAGCCACGCUCUACGACAGGUGGACCAGUAGCAACAACAACGAGGUCUCUGAUCCCGUGAAGGACGAGGUUCUCGGUCGUCGUUUUGGGAGAGGACACGGCGAGCGUCUGUCGGAGUCCGCCGCAACCACACCCCCGGGCUGGUCCACGCCCAAAGUGAAGCCAGUGAGGAGCCACUCGUUACUACACGUCCCCA